AUGCCGAUGAAAGGCCGGUUCCCCAUCAGGCGGACGUUGCAGUAUCUCAACCAGGGCGACGUCAUUUUCAAGAGUUCGGUGAAGGUGAUGACCGUGAACUACAACACGGCGGGGGGGCUGAGCGCGNUUUCCAGAAAGUUUGUGUUUUUCAACAUCCCCCAGAUCCAGUACAAGAACCCCUGGGUGCAGAUCAUGCUGUUCAGGAACAUGACCCCCUCGCCCUUCCUCCGCUUCUACCUGGACAAUGGAGAACAAGUUCUGGUUGACGUGGAAGAUAAAACCAACAAAGAGAUAAAUGAGCACAUAAAAAAAAUCUUGGGGAAAAGCAAAGAAACACUUGAAAAAGAGGAAAGAGAAAGGAAAAAACUAUCACAUCCAGGAACUUUUGGGCCCAAGAAAUAUCAUCUGCGAGAAUGUAUGUGUGAAAUUGAAGGCCAAGUUCCCUGCCCUGCUUUUGUGCCACUGCCCAAAGAGAUGAGGGGAAAAUUUAAAGCUGCUCUGAAAAGCGAAGCAUCAGCCUGACAUCUCAAGUCAUGCAGUUGUUUUUCCUGAGUGCUGGAUGAUCAAGGUACUUCAGUGAGAAGCAAGAGCUAACAGCUCCUAGAAACAGAACAAGCAAGUUCAUAUCAUACAGACAACCUUGUC
This is a messenger RNA of Balearica regulorum gibbericeps (East African grey crowned-crane), 645 nucleotides long. The record is from RefSeq and is a predicted model, not a curated record. Lineage: Eukaryota; Metazoa; Chordata; Aves; Gruiformes; Gruidae.